Molecule: messenger RNA, 518 nt
Organism: Sinocyclocheilus rhinocerous
Lineage: Eukaryota; Metazoa; Chordata; Actinopteri; Cypriniformes; Cyprinidae
Product: cilia- and flagella-associated protein 20-like
Exons: 4
Coding region: 24-374 (116 amino acids)
Source: RefSeq, a predicted model, not a curated record
GCAUCAAACUGCCCUUCCUCGUCAUGAUCAUCAAGAACCUCAAGAAGUAUUUCACGUUCGAAGUUCAGGUACUGGACGAUAAGAACGUGCGGCGGAGGUUCAGGGCGAGUAACUAUCAGAGCACGACCCGCGUGAAGCCCUUCAUCUGCACGAUGCCCAUGCGGCUGGACGACGGCUGGAAUCAGAUCCAGUUCAACCUGUCAGAUUUCACACGCCGAGCGUACGGCACCAACUACAUCGAGACGCUGAGAGUGCAGAUUCACGCAAACUGUCGCAUUAGGAGGGUGUAUUUCUCUGACCGGCUGUACUCUGAGGACGAGCUCCCCGCUGAAUUUAAACUCUAUUUACCAGUACAAAACAAAGCAAAGCAGUGACACAGCAGAUGGGAUUCCGUCAUUUCCUCUCUUUGUUUUAUCUGCACACGUUCAUAUUGGAUGGAUUUCUAGUGGCACUGUCUUUUUGUUGUUUUUCGGAUCUAUGUGAUUGGUUUCCAUCUGCUGAAUAAAUAUUUUAUAUGC